This is a messenger RNA of Stegastes partitus (bicolor damselfish), 4938 nucleotides long. RefSeq names its product zinc finger and BTB domain containing 33 (gene zbtb33). The record is from RefSeq and is a predicted model, not a curated record. Bases 1 to 3204 code for a protein of 1067 amino acids. Gene Ontology annotation, molecular function: DNA-binding transcription factor activity, RNA polymerase II-specific; RNA polymerase II cis-regulatory region sequence-specific DNA binding; protein binding. Gene Ontology annotation, biological process: regulation of transcription by RNA polymerase II. The transcript is spliced from 11 exons. Lineage: Eukaryota; Metazoa; Chordata; Actinopteri; Pomacentridae.
AUGCCUCGCUACAAGUCCUACCGCCGUUCCCAGGCUGCCAAGAGAAGGGUGGAGACGCAACGUGCUCUGAACAUUGAACUCGAGCAGACUGGCAUUGCCAGUCAUGCAUGCAGAGGUACUGGUUACCGACAUGCUGUGCGGAAAUGGCCAACUUCAUCCGUUACUGGACAAAGCCACAAGGUGGUAAUUCCAGCUGAGUCACCAGACAAGAAGUUUGUGCUGCUUGUUGGUGACUCCCACCUAAGAAGUGUUGCUGACGGAUUCGUGGAGAUGCCAGAGGGGGACUUGUCAUUUGGUGUGAUGGCAACCCCAAAGGCUGCUGCAGCUGAGCUGAGGAUGGAGGUGAUGAAUGCCGUUUUGCCUCGGACGCCUGAUGCCGUCUGUCUUUUGGCCCCCAGCAACAACCUGACUGCCAGCAAGACCAUUGACGAGGCCGCGGCAGACUUCGGCAACCUUCUUGUUAGUCUCUGCAACCUCCAUGAUAACGUGGCUGUGCUGGACUUUCCUCCACGUUUGAAUGUUGACAUUGACCUACAGCAACACCUUCAUCAGGCGUUUCAUUUUGUGGCUGCACAUAUGGGUGUGAAGUACUUCUCUACUGUGGAGUGCUUUCCCAUGACCAACCUGGAGUUGUGGAGCAGGGAUGGUGUCCACCUGUCUGACACUGUGGGGAUGCCUAUCCUGACGCAGCUGCUGUGGUUUGCUUCCUACAUGAUACUUCAGCCACCAGCCCCAGAGCUCCAGUUCCCACCCAGGUCACCACAGCGCAGAUCCUUGCAAAGACUGGUUGUGAAGGAAGAGGUCACCGAACUACAUCCACCAGUCAACCCCUUUGAGUGGACGCCUGUUAGACGUGGCCAGAAGAGACAUCAGCCAGAGGAGCUGCAGCAAUCCAGUGGUCUGGCUUGCAAAAGGAGCCUACUACAGCAGCAGGUGGAGGAAGCUCCAAGUGGUGUGCAGGUGUGUUCCUGGAGAUCACCUAGCCGUGCAGCGACUGUGUCCGUAAAACAGGAGGUGGACAUGGUCUCGAUUGGUGUGAACACAUCUUCCAGGCCGCUAUCUGCAAGGGCUGUGAAUGAGGAGUUGGAUGCCACACCGAGCACUGUUGACAUGCCCAUCCAAAACAUGCCAAGUCUAAAGCUUAUAUCUGCAACCGACACACAGUAUUCAGCCACUGUGCUGAAGUCCAUGAAUGAGCAGCGGAGUCAUGGAUUGUUUUGUGAUGUCACCAUUAUUAUACAGGACAAGAAAUUCAGAGCUCACAAAACAAUCCUGUCAGCCUCGAGCACGUAUUUCCACCAGCUCUUCAGUGUUGCCGGACAAGUGAUCGAGCUGAACUUCAUCAGACCACAAGUGUUUGAGCAGAUCCUCAACUAUAUUUACAGUUCCAAGAUUAUCCGUGUUCGUUCCGACAUGCUUGAGGAGCUCAUAAGCGCUGGACAGAUACUGGGAGUCAAGUUCAUUGCAAACUUGGCGUCACCAUUAUCAGAAGUUAAAGGUCUGCCCGGUUUGUCCAAGGACACAGAGAGCAAAAGUGACACAGCCACAGAGAUGAUGCCAAUCAUCACGGAGUCUUUCUCAAUAUCCGCAGAGGAAUUCAAUCAGACAAACAAACCUGCAGGUUCCGACGAUGACUCAGACAGUGAUGUAAUGUUUGUCUCGCAUACAGAUGCUGAACCUAAAGCAACCGAUCAGAAAGCAACCGAUCAGAAGGCAACCGAUCAGAAAACAACUGAUCAGAAAGCAACUGAUCAGAAAGCAACCGAUCAGAAAGCAACCGAUCAGAAAGCAACCGAUCAGAAAACAACUGAUCAAAAAGGAACUGAUCAAAAAGGAACUGAUCAAAAAGGAACUGAUCAGAAAGCAACCGAUCAGAAAGCAACCGAUCAGAAAGCCAGCUCUGGUGAGGUUCCUGAUGUAGAUAAAGCUCAGUCAGAAAACGUCAAAUCAAACCAAAAUGUAGAAUCGAGUGACGCAGCUGCAAAACCUGAAGAAAAAGCCCCAACCACAUUGACAACACAUGCUGCAAAGCCUCCCAGUACCGGCUGUCCUCAACCCACUUUGCCGGACAGCAGCCCUCUGCGCAGCCCGGACAGCAGCUCCAAUAACUCCUCUUCCCCUGCCAGAGUUUCCUCAGCAAGUGCUCUCACAACACCAGCCACAUUGAGUAGUUUCCCCCCCGAGCCAUCGAGUGUCUCCCAGUCGUCUGAGAACAGUGACAUCAUGGGAGUCCACAAGAAGCAAGUCUCUGCUUCAUCUCAGCAAGGGGAUUUCAAAAUACGGCUCCUCGAUGUGUCUCAAAGCUCAUCAGUUCAAAGUAACAUUCCCAAACCUGCCAUAGCAGCAAAAAAGACUGUGACACUCAACACUGCCACAGAAAUUGAUUCUAUUUCGUCAGGCUGUAAAGUGUAUGCCAAUAUUGGAGAAAAUACUUAUGACAUUGUCCCAGUGAAGGAAGAUCCAGGAGAAGGCGGCUCCAAAGCCAGUAAUGGGAAGAGAUCUUUAAUGGCAACACCCUUAAAACCCUUAGAUAAAACACCUGUGUCACCCAAGGCUGGACCAAACAAGAAGAGGACCAAAACGGAGCUCGAGGAUCAUUACGAGCUCAUCAUGGACGGCAAGACUUUCUACGUGUGCAUCGUCUGCAAGCGCCCCUACGUGUGUCUGCCCAGUCUCCGCCGUCACUUCAACACUCACUCGUGGGAAAAGAAGUAUCCGUGUCGCUACUGUAACAAGGUGUUUGCCUUAGCUGAGUACAGAACUAAACACGAAAUCCACCACACGGGCGAGCGGAGGUACCAGUGCUUGUUGUGCAAUGAAAUGUUCAUAAAUUACCAGUUACUCUCUGCUCACUGCAAGCAAGUCCACAAUCAGGAUCCAAGCGGGAGGAAAGAAAAAGACGACGGCGACAACAACUUAUACCGCCUUCUGCCGUGUAAAACGGUGCAGAUGAAGUCGUACUCGUGGCUCACCGACGGGCCGGGGGUCCCCGUCAUAUCCGAGGACGGCAGCGUGCACCACAUAACCAGCGUCGGUGAGGCCGUCCACUCUUCUACCCAAACCAGGAUGUUGAACUGGGACGACAUCUUCGUCAAGCCCGAAGCUGACAUGGCGCCUGACAGCCGCAGCCAGCCAGAGUCGACCAUGAACACUCCUCCACAGGGAGCCACAGAGUUUGGCUUUGUUCGACCAGAGACCUAUUGAGCAACACUCACUGCUCCUCAUUACCUGUGCCUUUUAGGUGCCUGUUCCCUUUUUUUUUUGCGUCUUCAGUUCCAUUUGUUUCCUAUUUUUGUGUAAUUCUUGAUAGUGUCCGCUUAAGGUACGGUCGCAUUAGUCUUUCAGUUCAAGGGAAUUAGUGGUCUAAUACUGUAGUAAUAGUAACAUAAUGAUGAUGCACUCCAGAGUAAUGUCAAAUGCGCACAGUGAAAUUUGAUCAAACCCUCUGAACUGUAAAUCUCCUGAUGCCGGCUGCAGAUUGCAUCUCAACAGGAAACCAUCGCUUGAGUUUGUCAGAUAUUCAGCUUUAAUUGAAGUCAAAGGAAGAUGGAGUAAAUGGGUGCAGGAUGGAAGUGUAAUGUGACCGUACCUUUUCUCAUGUUACUCUGCUUUAAUGCUAGCCUCGAUCUCUUAUAUCAUUGGGAUAAAUGAUAAUGAAAUUAGCAAAAAAUAAAAAAAAAUAAAAUAAAAAAAAUGCAGAAGUGGUUCAGACGCAGUAAAAUAGUAAGAGUUUACAUGAAUGAGAACAUUUCCAUGCAGGAUUCAAAAAUUGCCCUGGAAAAUAAGAGUGGUUCUCUCAGUAGCUGUACGAAAAAGGCAAAGAUCAUGUAAUUUUAAACAGUGUGAAGUCAUUGCUCUUGCAGACUUAGCCUCAAGUUCUCUAAUAGCCAGAAGAUUUCUGCUGUAAGAUCUGAAGCACUAUAUUAAAACGACACAUUUGCAUCAUGCCCCCUCUCAUUUUAGUGGUGCUUUUUAACAUUUAGGCCGCGUUGCCUAAAAGAGUGAAUGACGAUAAGCGGCCAGCUGAGGCCUGUGUCAUAAAAUGGAAACGGGGUUACCUAUUUUAAAGCGUGAAAGCUCAGUUGAGUAUAUUUUUCUGUGUAACCAGGUGACCUUUUUCUUUUUUCCCCACUGGUCUGGGUACAUGACUGCGUUUGUGGUUUCUACAUGUCUAUAUAAAUAACAAGUAUCCCAUCAUGAAAUAAAACAACGUUGCUUAAUUCUAAAGUCCAUCAUGAACAUUAUGAACCUCUGUCUGGUUUUGAGGCUCAGAUGUAAAUUCUGUUGUGAUGUUCAGGACUGAUCAUUCCACUUUACUGUAAUUCUGUACAAGAGAAUAUCAGUAAUGAUCUGAAGUAUCUUAUUUCUUUAUGUUUUUAUGGCAUUUUGGUGUCGAUUAAAAUCUUGUUUUAUUUUGAUACAACAGUGCAUUUUUAUUUCUCACCAUCAUGUUAUUAACUGAAAUGAUAAUAUAAUGCCCAAAUCUUCCCGACUACAUGGUGUAGGCGAGAGAUUUUGCGUGCAGUUAUGAUAGGUUUGAUAUAACCUGAGGAUUACUGCAAUCCAUGGAUCUAGCAUUCAUAGCACCUAGUGUUGAAUCAGACAGAAGACGUUUUUAAAAAAAAUAUUUUUACUUUUUCCACUCUGUUUUUCCAUUGUGUCAAAGGAUAGUGAUUGAAGUAAAAGUAGUGCUAACACGGGAGUCUGUUCUGUAUCAUGUCAUUCAGUUAAAUCAUGCAGGGUCUUGUUUUUCAAUAAACAGAUUAACAUCGGUGUGUGUGAUGUACUGUAUGUAAUUGUGUAACAGCCUUUUUUUAUUUUUUGCAAUUUCAGUUGUAUUUAUUAGGGUUAUAGUGGUAAAAUAAAAUAUUUCCCUGUUCUGUCAGUUAGCAGUGAGGGUUUUCUGAUGCUAAAUAAAUUAUUCUUUUGCUACUUUAA